AUGGGAAGCGCGCGAGACUUCCUCGCGGGCGCGCGCGCGCGCGGGAUCACGUCCCCGGCGCCGAUGCGCCGCCGCCCUAGACCCGGACCGGUCGUGGAAUCCGCGCAGCUCGCGCCGAGCGACGACGAGCUCGAGGCGCUGCCGCCGUCGCUCCCGGAGAGCGAGACCGACGUGAACGAGCUCCCGCCGUCGCUGCCGGAGUCGGACGCGGAGGACGACGUCUUCGCGAGCGCGCCGUCGCCGUCGCCGCCGCCCGCGGUCGUGGACUCGCCGGCGGCGUCGCCGCCGGCGGCGAUCGUGCCGUCGCCGUCGCCCGUCGCCGCGGCGGCCGCGCCGUCGCCGCUCCCGUCCUCUCCCGCGUCGACUACCGCGCCGGUGAAUUUCGGGAUCGACGCCGAGGUGGCCGCGGCGGAGGCGCCGCCGGCGAGAAGUCCGACCCCGGAGACCGUCCCCGCGGCGUCCCCGUCCCCGACGACGCCGGCGGCGGCGAGCCCGGCGGCGGCGGCGGGUGGAUUCGGCAUCGACGCCGAGGUCGCCGCGGUCGCGGCGCCGAGCCCGAAGCCCGGGUUCUUCAGCUCGAUGUACGAGGCGCCGGCGGCGGCGCCGGCGUCCCCCGCGGCGGCGCCGGCGUCCCCCGCGGCGGCGCUGGAGCCGGCGGCGGCGGCGGCGACGUCUCCCGCGCCCGCGACGACGACGAGCCCGAAGCCAGGAGGAUUCUUCAGCUCGAUGUACGAGAACCCGGCGGCGACCCCGGAACCCGCGGGCCCCGCGAAGGAUGUCGGCCUCGCCGCGGAGGUUGACGCGGAGAAGUCGUUCGGGCUGCGAGCCGAGGUCGCGGCGACGGAGGCGACGGAGGCGCCGCCCGUCGUCGCCGUCGCGUCGCCCGCGGACGCGUCGCUCGCCGCGGCCGCCGCGGCCUCGUCCUCGCCCGCGGCGGCGGCGGCGGCGCCGACGGGCGUGGACCCGUGGGCGGCACGGCCCGCGGACGCGGCGACGGCGGGGAGCGAAUCGACCCCGGCGGCGGCGCCGGCGGUGGCGCCCGCACCGUUUUCGUCCCCGAUCGCGUCCGAAUCCGCGGCGGCGUCGACCGCGGCGGUCCCGGGAUCCCCCGCGGCGAUCUCCGACGCCCCCGCGGCUGCCGCCGCGGUGUCCACGCCCCCGGCGUCGCCGUCCCGCGCGAUCCCCGCGACGUCCGCGGGCAAGCCGCCGCCGUCGCCGGAGACGACGAGCCGGCAGCAAAACGCGCUCGCGAUGGCGAUCAAAAAGGUGUCGGACGCGCCGUCGUCCGACGCCGCCCCGAAGACCGCGGCGCAGGUCGAGAAGGCGACGUCGUUCAUCACCGCGCUCCGCGACGCCGCGCCGUCGACGCCGGCGCGGACGCGGCCGCUGUCGAAAGCGGACGCGCUGUCGAUCCGCGUCCACAGCACGUCCCCGCUCGUCCCUCACGCGGUUUUACUCAACCCGGUGAUCCGCGUGCACCUCCUCGACGCCGAGACGGGGCUCAUCAUCAACCCGAGCGGGCUCGCGACGACGCCGCUGCAGUCCGCGCCGUUUGACUUAUCCCGACGCAUAAAGUCCGCGUUCGCCGCGGAGUGGGAGGAGACGAUGGACGUCGAAGAAGAACUCGGCGGGUUGCUUCACGCGCGCGCGGUGUUGUUGUUUGAACUCCUUCAGCCGCCGCCGAGCUUUUCGUACUACGAGGAACGCCCGGAGCUGUUCCCGAACGGGAACCCGCACAGGAUCGCGUGGGGUUUCUUGAAGCUGAUCCGGACCAAGGACGACCAACCCAACCUCGGCCGGCUGCAGCUCCAGCUGUACAAGUACGGAAGAGAGCCCGUCGGCGCCGGCGGCGGCCUCCGCAAGAGCUUCUCGCGCGGCGGCGGCGGCGGCGGGAACGCCGACGCCCUCGAGGAGUCCGCCGGCCCGCAGCCGGAGGUGUGGCACUGCUACAAGGCUGUGACGCGGAUGCAGCCGAAUCAGCGGCCGCUGUACCCCGCGCACGUCAACGUCACGAUCGCGUCCGCGCCGCGCGGCGACGCGGCGACGGCGCUCCUCGCCGCGUCCGCGGCGGCGGCGCCGACGAUGCGUCCGCUCGCGAUCGGUCCCGCGGUGCCGAGCAGCAGCGGCGGGGAAGCGCGCGCCGCGGGCGGCCGGCCGACGCGACGCGAGCGCAUCGUCCGGGAGAGAACCCUCGGCGGGGGGUGGCAGACGGCGGAGCAAAGACUCGCGUCCGCGCCGCCCGAGGACAUGAUGGAAGUCGCGCAGAGCCUCGGACGCGUGCCGUACGAGACGUUGUGCUACGGCAUGGACCCGGCGGCGGCGCACGCGCACGCGCUCGCGUCCAUCGGCGCGGAGGACGGCUCGAUGACCGCCGCGAUCGCCGGGAGCGCGUUGAAGCGCGGCGCCGGGUCGAUCGUCUCGCCGUCGCGGGACGAUCAACCCGCCGUCGUCGCGAAGCUUCCGUACGCCAUCGCGGAGCACGACGAGUGCGAGAUUCCAAACGUCGCCGCGAGGACGCAAGCGACGCUGCCGACGUCGGCGCGAGAGGUGCUCCUCACCGCGUUCGACUCCACCGGGCGACGCCUCGCCGCGGUGUGCCGGGAGGGGUCCAUGUGCACGCUCAGGGUGUUCGACGCCGCGACCGGGGAGUUACGCCAGACGUUCCCCGGGCACUGCGCCGCCGUGCACGACGUGUCGUGGGCGCCGACGAUCGAAGACGACGACGACGACGCCGCCGCCGCCGCGCCGAGCCCAACGCGCGGCGCGGUGGACUACGCCUCCGCGGGCGCGCCGACGCGCGUGAUGACCGCCUCCGCGGACGGCGCGGCGACCGCGUGGGCGGUCGGCGGGGGUCCUGACGCGAUCGCGCAGCACGCGUGCGAGUGCUUCGCCGCGCAGUGGCACCCGACGACGCGGGACGUGUGCGCGACGGGCGCGAGGGACGGCGGGAUACGGCUGUGGCUCGUGCCCCCGGCGAACCGAGGCGGCGGCGACGCGAAGGUUCUCGCGUCCGUGGCGCCCGGCCGCGGCGCCGCGUGCACGGCGCUCGCGUUCGAUAAGGCUGGCGCGCGUCUCUACGCCGGGUUUCACGACGGGAGCGUCCGCGAGCUCAUCCUCGACUUGGGCGUCGACGCCGGCGCGAAAAAGUCGCCGUACAGCGCGCGGGAGCUCGCGCCGCGGUCGCUGAUGCGCCCGCUUCGCGAGUGCAAGGACACGAUGGGCGAGGCCAUCACGUGCGUCCGCGUCGCGCCGAACAACCGCAGAGUGUUGACGCGAACGCUCGCGGAUCGCGUCGUGAGCAUGGACCUGACCUACUUUGCCGCGACGCACUCGUUCGACUGCGGCCGCGACGACCGCAAAGCCAAGGCGUCGUCGACGACGGAGCGCGUCGCCGCUAACGCCACCGCGAACGCGAACGACGGAGCCUCCUUUAAGCACCCCGGAGCGUCGAUGCGAUUCGCCCUCUCCCCCGACGGACGGUUUGUCGCCGCGGGGUCGAGAGACGGCACCGCGCGCGUGUUCGACGUCGACGUCCCGGGGAAGGGGGUGCCGUUCGCCGCCGCGGAGGAUCCAAACGCGCUCGGCGUCGCCGUCAACGACGUCGCGUGGUCGCCCGCGGCGCACGUCGUCGCGAUCGCGGGCGCGCACGGGUCGCGCGGGUUACGUCUCGCGGCGUAUCAGGACGGCCGGAAGCCGGUCGCGAGGCCGCCGCGGCCGGAGGCGAUCAUCAUGGGCCGACCGACGAGUUUGGCGAGCGCGAAGAAGACGCGCGAGGCGUCUGGGUUGGGCGCGCUGCAACGACCGCCGCGGUCGGAGCUCCCGCCGCGUCUGACCCCGGACGCGGUGCGCGAUAUCCUGCACCGAGUGCGGGUGGACUCGAGGUUGGAUCGCGCGGAGUUUACGUCGGAGUACCGCAGGAGUAGGACCGGGACGACGCCGCGAGGGAGCGCGUACGAGAGGCUCGGGAGGGGGUCCUCGGGCGGCGGGGGCGGCGGCGAUGUCGCGGCGGAGGCGCCGGCGCGGGAUCCGGUCAAAGCCGCGGAGGACGCGCGCGUGAUGGCCGCGUACCAGAUGCAGGAGACGUCGGAGAAGGAGAACAACGUGCGCGUCGGCGGGCGCGCGACCGCCGCCGCCGCCGCUGCCGCCGCGGGCGCGGGCGCGGGCGCGGGCGCGAAGUUUGAUCCGUAUUCGCCGGAUGUUCCGGCGGGGGGAAAAACGGCGACGACGGGCGGGGGGUUCGGGAGCCCGACGGUGGUCGGCGAGGAUACGUCCGCAGACGCGUCCGCGCUGGAGAAGAUGCUGUACGGCAGCGGGGGGGCGUGA
Messenger RNA from Micromonas pusilla CCMP1545, 4323 nucleotides. RefSeq lists its product as uncharacterized. NCBI's taxonomy places the organism in Eukaryota, Viridiplantae, Chlorophyta, Mamiellophyceae, Mamiellales, Mamiellaceae. Gene Ontology annotation, cellular component: ciliary basal body. The transcript has 2 exons. Gene Ontology annotation, biological process: motile cilium assembly. Bases 1 to 4323 code for a protein of 1440 amino acids. The record is from RefSeq and is a predicted model, not a curated record. Gene Ontology annotation, molecular function: protein binding.